CUGGCGUCGAUAACAACCUCCGUUCAAUGCAAUAAGAAUAGGUUGGGGCGGAUUAUUUCAGUGGAUGUUGUACGUGGUAGGAGGCAAUCAGAAAAUGGCUGAGAGAACAUCGCGGGCGUCGUGUCAUGACUGAGGAGGAGAAAGCUGUGAUUAGAGAUGGGUGGAAUAUACACCGCAACAACUACGUGAGAAUUUUAGCGUACGUGCGGCGCCACAUUCCCGCCAAUUUACGGGAGGUGUACGAAGGAGGCAGGACUCAUGCAGCCCUACGAAGGAGGAUCCGGGAUUACGUCCAAAGGGAAUUACAAGGUGCAGUGGAAGAACGAGAACAAGAGAUGCGGCAUGCUGGGCCUGUUGCUCCAUGGAGGGCCAGACAAGAGGAAAUGGACCGGCUAAACGCCGUCGCGGAAGUACCCCCACCCCCACCGAUUGUACCCCCACCCCCACCGAUUGUACCCCCUCGGCGGAGAGAGCCUCUCUGGGCACUUGCAAGGAGGAACCAGGAAAGUUUCUCGGACAUGCUAGAUGCCCAUCAGGUGCGAGUGGAAAGGGUGGAUAGGAUUUUGGAUGCUAUCGAAGAGAAUUUGUAG
Patiria miniata (bat star) is the source of this 590-nucleotide messenger RNA. RefSeq lists its product as uncharacterized. NCBI's taxonomy places the organism in Eukaryota, Metazoa, Echinodermata, Asteroidea, Valvatida, Asterinidae. Bases 126 to 590 code for a protein of 154 amino acids. The record is from RefSeq and is a predicted model, not a curated record. The transcript has 2 exons.